GGCCUCUGCUCAAAGGCUAGCUAGUUAGUGUCAGUAAGCACAAAAUGGGAAGGUUAGGUUUUCUGCUGCUUCUGCUGUCUGUCCAUGUUCUUGCGACCAAUGUGGUUGCCAGAAAUGUGGCAAACGUGAGACGCGACCAAGAUGAUAAGUUCCAGACUGUUGGGAAGGAAGGGUUGUUUGGUGGUGGAGCCGGUGGAGGUGGCGGCUUUGGAGGUGGGUUCGGUGGAGGACAUGGCUUUGGUGGUGGUGCUGGUGGUGGCUUCGGAAAAGGUGGAGGGCUAGGUGGUGGUGCUGGUGGGGGCUUUGGAAAAGGUGGAGGGCUAGGCGGUGGUGCCGGAGGAGGUUUUGGAAAGGGCGGAGGUAUAGGUGGCGGGAUAGGUAAGGGUGGGGGCUUAGGCGGUGGUUUCGGAAAAGGGCGUGGCAUAGGAGGUGGUGCCGGUGGAGGUUUUGGAAAAGGUGGAGGUCUAGGAGGUGGUCAUGGUGGUGGAAUAGGAAAAGGAGGAGGUCUAGGAGGUGGACAUGGCGGUGGUUUUGGAAAAGGUGGAGGUAUAGGUGGUGGAAUAGGUAAAGGAGGAGGUUUAGGAGGUGGACAUGGCGGAGGUCUAGGAGGUGGAAUAGGUAAGGGAGGAGGUCUAGGAGGUGGUCAUGGUGGUGGGAUUGGUGGAGGAGGAGGAGUAGGAGGCGGGCAUGGUGGUGGGAUUGGUGGAGGAGGAGGACUAGGAGGUGGGCAUGGUGGUGGGAUUGGUGGAGGAGGAGGCCUAGGAGGCGGGCAUGGUGGUGGCAUUGGUGGUGGAAUCGGAAAAGGUGGUGGUCUUGGGGGAGGAGCAGGUGGUGGCUUUGGAAAGGGAGGUGGACACGGUGGAGGAGUGGGUGGCGGCUUUGGAAAAGGUGGUGGUAUAGGGGGUGGAGCAGGUGGGGGCGGAGGUGCCGGAGGUGGCGUUGGGAAUGGUGGUGGCUUUGGAGGUGGGGGUGGCUUUGGGAAAGGUGGAGGCCUUGGCGGUGGCAUUGGAAAGGGAGGAGGAUUUGGAGGCGGCUUUGGAGGGGGUAGUGGCGGAGGCAUUGGAGGGGGCUUUGGCAAAGGUGGGGGCUUUGGCGGUGGAUUCGGUGGAGGAGGAGGCGGUGGUGGGGGCAUCGGACACCACUGAACCUCGCUUUGCAUGCGGCUAACCUAAUGAAUGGAAUAUUAUAAAAUAUUACGGACGUAUUUCAUGUACUUCUAUUGCGUUGGCAUUGCUACUAUUGGGGAAUCGUUUCGUUGAUUUGUGGGAAGGUCUGUAUGAGUGAGAAUUAGCAUGGUGCGGUUCUAGAAAGGAGAGGUAAUGGCGUUGGCUUUUGUGGACAUGUUCAUCCUCUGUGAAGAUAAACACACAUAUUUACCGUUGUAUCUA
This is a messenger RNA of Neltuma alba, 1388 nucleotides long. Its product is annotated as glycine-rich cell wall structural protein. NCBI's taxonomy places the organism in Eukaryota, Viridiplantae, Streptophyta, Magnoliopsida, Fabales, Fabaceae. The coding region runs from base 45 to 1145 and encodes 366 amino acids. The transcript has 2 exons. The record is from RefSeq and is a predicted model, not a curated record.